Messenger RNA from Brassica oleracea var. oleracea, 1674 nucleotides. RefSeq names its product transcription factor TGA3. Gene Ontology annotation, biological process: DNA-templated transcription; regulation of DNA-templated transcription. Lineage: Eukaryota; Viridiplantae; Streptophyta; Magnoliopsida; Brassicales; Brassicaceae. The transcript is spliced from 9 exons. The record is from RefSeq and is a predicted model, not a curated record. The coding region runs from base 239 to 1393 and encodes 384 amino acids. Gene Ontology annotation, molecular function: sequence-specific DNA binding; DNA-binding transcription factor activity.
AGAGCUUUUGUCGUACAUCGCUCGUUUACUUCAACUUGCUUAUUAUUUUACGCUCGUAGGACUAAUCAAACCAAAGAGAUAAAUAUAAAUAAAAAAAAGGGAAAUAAAUAAAAAUAUCUUCUUCUCCUUUCAUUGAUGUGUACGCUUCACCUCUAAGCUUCGUCUCUUUGGAAUAUACCCACAAUGCGUUUCAACUAGAGAUUCACUCUUCGUAUCUCGUCUUCGUGAUGAAUUGUCGAUGGAGAUGAUGAGCUCAUCUUCUUCUUCUACUACACAAGCUAUAUCAUUGAGAGAGAUGGGGAUGUAUGAACCGUUCCAACAGUUGUCUGGUUGGGAAAAUGCUUUCAACACUAUAGGUAGUAGUAAUCAGAACAACAACAACAAUCCGAGUUCUUCCACAGUUCCUGAGGUGGAUGCUAGAGCAGACGCAGAUGAUAACAAUAAGGCGAACUAUACUUCUUUGUAUAAUAACUCUGUUGAAGCAGAACCUUCUAGUAACAAUGAUCAGGACGAUGACCAAAUCAAUGAUAAGAUGAAACGGAGAUUGGCUCAGAACCGAGAGGCUGCUCGCAAAAGCCGUUUGAGAAAGAAGGCACAUGUCCAGCAGUUAGAAGAAAGCAGGUUAAAGUUAUCACAGCUCGAGCAGGAACUUGCAAGAGCUAGGCAGCAGGGAUUAUGUGUACGCAAUUCAUCAGAUUCUAGUUAUCUUGGACCAGCUGGGACCAUGAACACAGGAAUUGCUGCAUUUGAGAUGGAAUACACACACUGGCUAGAAGAACAGAACAAGAGAGUGAGUGAGAUUAGAACAGCGCUCCAAGCGCAUAUCAGCGACAUUGAGCUCAAAAUGCUCGUCGACAUUUGCUUAAACCACUACGCGAAUCUCUUCCGCAUGAAAGCUGAUGCUGCAAAGGCUGAUGUCUUCUUCUUGAUAUCCGGGAUGUGGCGAACUUCAACCGAACGUUUCUUCCAGUGGAUUGGAGGUUUCCGCCCUUCCGAGCUCUUAAAUGUUGUGAUGCCGUACAUUGAGCCUUUAACCGAUCAGCAGCUCUUGGAGGUGAGAAACUUACAACAGUCGUCUCAGCAGGCAGAGGAAGCUCUUUCUCAAGGCUUGGAUAAACUUCAGCAGGGGUUGGUUGAAAACAUUGCAGUUGACAUAAGAGUUGUUGAGUCUGUGAGUCACGGAGCUCAAAUGGCUUCAGCUAUGGAGAAUCUUCAGGCAUUGGAGGGUUUUGUGAACCAGGCGGAUCAUCUGAGAAAGCAGACACUGCAGCAAAUGAGUAAGAUCUUGACGACAAGGCAGGCUGCUCGAGGGUUGCUCGCUUUAGGAGAGUACUUCCACAGGCUCCGUGCGCUGAGCUCUCUUUGGGCAGCUCGUCCACGGGAACGCACUUAAACAAGUUUUAGGAGUCAAAACAAAGAGAAGAGAAGCACAAGGAAGACGAGUCAAACCUCCAAUGAUGUUAGCUAGGGACUUGUUUAUCUAUCUGUGAGUGCAAGUGUCUGGAGAUGUAGUAGAGUGAUUGAUUCUCCAUUAGAGCAUCAUCUUACUCAUUGAUGUUUUUGGUUUUGCUUAAAUGAAUUCGUUAGUGAAAUGAAUAAAGGUGUAAAUUUGGGUGGAAAACAUUUCAAGAUGUUAAUAUUUGUAUUUAAUGUAAACCUCAAGUCUGCUACGAA